AUGGACCAAAACAAUUACACUUCUCUUCACAGUUUUGUUCUGCUUGGUUUCUCUGACCAUCCCAAACUGGAGAUGGUCCUAUCAGGAGUUGUCACUAUCUUCUAUUUCAUUACAUGGGUGGGUAACACAGCCAUCAUCCUUGCAUCUCUGCUGGAUCCCCAUCUUCAAACUCCAAUGUAUUUUUUCCUUAGGAAUUUAUCUUUCCUGGAUCUGUGCUUCACAACUAGCAUCGUCCCUCAAAUGCUGGUUAACUUGUGGGGACCUCACAAGACCAUCAGCUAUGUGGGCUGUGUCACUCAACUCUAUGUUUAUAUGUGGUUGGGGUCCUCUGAGUGUCUCCUCCUCGCUGUUAUGUCCUAUGAUCGUUUCAUAGCUAUAUGUAAGCCCUUGCAUUACUUGGUAAUCAUGAAUCCACAUUUCUGUCUCAAGAUGGUAAUCACAGUCUGGAGCAUUAGUUUGGCCAACUCUGUAGUCUUAUGUACACUCACCCUGAAUUUACCUCGAUGUGGAAACAAUCUUCUGGAUCAUUUCUUGUGUGAGUUGCCAGCUAUGGUCAAAAUAGCUUGUAUAGACACCACAGCAGUUGAAAUGUCUGUUUUUGCUUUAGGCAUUGUCAUUGUCCUUACACCCCUCAGCCUUAUUCUUAUAUCCUAUGGCUACAUUGCCAAAGCUGUGCUCAAAAUAAAGUCAAAAGCAAGCCAACAAAAAGCAAUUAACACCUGUGGAUCUCAUCUCACUGUUGUGUCCAUCUUCUAUGGAACUAUUAUCUACAUGUACUUACAGCCAGGUAACAGUGCCUCCCAAGACCAGGGCAAGUUCCUCACCCUCUUUUACACAAUUAUCACUCCAAGUCUCAACCCUCUUGUUUAUACCCUGCGGAAUAAGGACAUGAAGAAUGCACUGAGGAAACUCGUGAGAGUUGACCAUGAAUCUACAAAAUUGAAGAGGAACCAGAUUCAUGGCAAAAUAUUACCCUGGAUAAGGCAAUGA
Mustela erminea (ermine) is the source of this 990-nucleotide messenger RNA. Its product is annotated as olfactory receptor 2W1. NCBI's taxonomy places the organism in Eukaryota, Metazoa, Chordata, Mammalia, Carnivora, Mustelidae. Bases 1 to 990 code for a protein of 329 amino acids. Gene Ontology annotation, cellular component: membrane. The transcript has a single exon. Gene Ontology annotation, biological process: G protein-coupled receptor signaling pathway. Gene Ontology annotation, molecular function: G protein-coupled receptor activity; olfactory receptor activity. The record is from RefSeq and is a predicted model, not a curated record.